This is a messenger RNA of Hipposideros armiger (great roundleaf bat), 3440 nucleotides long. It is a transcript of the gene NOCT, whose product is annotated as nocturnin. The transcript has 3 exons. The record is from RefSeq and is a predicted model, not a curated record. Lineage: Eukaryota; Metazoa; Chordata; Mammalia; Chiroptera; Hipposideridae. Gene Ontology annotation, biological process: circadian rhythm. The coding region runs from base 728 to 1984 and encodes 418 amino acids. Gene Ontology annotation, molecular function: poly(A)-specific ribonuclease activity.
ACUCAGUCCUCACAGUGAGGUAGGCACACCGAUCCCUAGAAGUUGUUCGAAAUCCUAGAGAAGAGAGGGAUUUGAAACCAGGCAGCCUAACGUGAGUGUUUUAAGACUGUCUGCCUCCAGAGCGGCCACCUGAUCUUACUGAGAAAUGCUGACGCUUUAGCCGUAAGGCUUUCACCUUCUAACACACUCCAUUGCUAAGUCCUCCACGCAGCCAGGCAGUGGUGCUCAGUAACAGACACUGGAAGCCUGGCCACUGACUAAAGGAUUGAUCCUCACCAGAAAAUGGUGUCUCCCUAAAUUGGCGCUUAGAAUCCAGUCUCUAGGACCCAGGAAUUAAUGUCCUACAGGUCCACACUCAGACUCAAAAGACAGCACUGGGCUGGGUAAGCAAGGCAGACACAGCCCCUGCCCUCACGGAGCACACAGGGUAAUGAGGAAAGGGCAGGGUGACUUAUUUAACAUAAGGAGGCCAGGUAUAAGAACAGGGAGCCACUGGGUUUUGUCCUUACAGCUGUGCACGCAGGGGCGCUAUGAGUCUUCAUUUACUGAUUUCUAUAAGUUUUCAUUAAAUAUGCCACAUAUCCAAUAUCCAGGCUGUUUUAUGUCAGUGGUUAUCUUGUGACUAUUUUUACUCACUUGUCUUGAAAGAGGCCACAUUUACUUAGGAACCUACUCUAAGGAGCCUAAUGAAAAUUAGCUGCUAAAUUUUCGGUCUACACUUGCUGAGAUGGUUCAACACAUGGCCAGUAGAUGGCAGCAGUGGAUUGCUCUUUCAAUGACAUCUUCCUGUGACGUCUGGUCUGUCGUUACAGUUUUUCUGUACUUGACUCGGCAAGGUUUCCUUGGGCCGGAGGUUGAUCGGCUCCUCAGUUUCCCAGCGUGUUCCAUGGGAAACAGUACGAGCAGACUCUAUAGUGCUCUUGCCAAGACACUGAACAACAGCGCUGCCUCCCAGCACCCAGAGUAUUUGGUGUCACCUGACCCAGAACAUCUGGAGCCCAUUGAUCCUAAAGAGCUUCUGGAGGAAUGCAGGACAGUCUUGCACACUCGACCUCCCCGGUUCCAGAGGGAUUUUGUGGAUCUGAGGACAGAUUGCCCCAGCAGCCACCCACCUAUGAGGAUCAUGCAGUGGAACAUCCUCGCCCAAGCUCUUGGAGAAGGCAAAGACAACUUUGCACAAUGCCCUGUUGAAACACUCAAGUGGGAAGAAAGGAAAUAUCUCAUCCUAGAAGAAAUCCUAGCCUACCAGCCCGACAUAUUGUGCCUCCAAGAGGUGGACCACUAUUUUGACACCUUCCAACCACUCCUCAGUAGACUGGGCUAUCACGGCACGUUUUUCCCCAAACCUUGGUCACCUUGUCUAGAUGUUGAACAUAACAAUGGACCCGAUGGCUGUGCCUUGUUUUUUCUCCAGAACCGAUUCAAGCUAGUCCGCAGUGCCAAUAUUAGGCUGACAGCCAUGACACUGAAAACCAAUCAAGUGGCCAUUGCACAGACCCUGGAAUGCAAGGAGUCUGGUCGACGGUUCUGCAUCACUGUCACCCACUUAAAAGCACGUACUGGCUGGGAGCAAUUUCGAUCAGCUCAAGGCUCUGACCUUCUCCAGAACCUGCAGAACAUCACCCAGGGAACCAAGAUUCCUCUUAUUGUUUGUGGGGACUUCAAUGCAGAGCCAACAGAGGAGGUCUACAAAUGCUUUGCCUCCUCCAGCCUCAACCUGGACAGCGCCUACAAGCUGCUGAGUGCGGACGGGCAGUCGGAACCCCCGUACACCACCUGGAAGAUCCGGACCUCAGGGGAGUGCCGGCACACGCUGGACUACAUCUGGUAUUCUAAACACGCUCUGAGUGUGAAGUCAGCUCUUGAUUUGCUCACUGAAGAACAGAUUGGACCCAACCGGCUACCAUCUUUGAAUUAUCCUUCAGACCACCUGUCUCUAGUAUGUGACUUCAGCUUUAAUGAGGAACCUGAUGGACUUUUAUAAAUGCUUAUCCGUGUCUUUUUAAUUACAAGAGUCUUAACCAGGGAUGUUUUAGGAAACUGAAAUAGGAUAAGUUGCCUGAGAAAGGAUUCCCAGUUUCUGUCACUUCACUUCCAUGUUUCCAGCAUGCCCAUGGGAAGGAAUCCCCUUAAAUUCACAAACCUUUUCCAUUAAAACCAACAGCAAAAAAGGUGUUUGCACUCCAGUUUUGGCUUGUAUUCUUUCCCUUACUUAGCAUUACAUAUUGAUCAUUUAAGGGCAUUAAAUUAGGCUUGCUCUUUUGGUUUGAUGAUGCUAUAUAAAAAUAGACUUGAGUCCUCCAUAAUUAACAAUGUAAGUAUGGAGGAGCAAUUUCUCUAGACAGCAUUUCAAGUUAUUUAUUUGUGAGUUUUCUAAAUGUCAACAAGAUAUGCAUGGCAAUAUUUAUUUUUUUAUAUCUUCGGGUAAAAUUUAAAAAUUAUAGUAUUAUGAACAUUUGAAAACCAUGCAAACGUAAGUUAUAGAGUAAUUUAUAGUAAUUUUCUUAAAGCUUAAAAAUGUUUUCAUUUGGCAGUCUAACAAAAUGGUAGUGUACUAUUUAGUAGUCAACUAUUUAGCCUAGAGGGGUUUUAAGUGGAAAUAUCAGGUCUUCCUGGUAUGUUCUUUAUAAAUAAUUCUUGCUGUACCUCCAUGUUCCCAAUUAUUGUGUUUCCAGAAGCGAUUCCAUGGCCUGUCAGUCUUCAUUAAUCACUGUUGAUACAUUUCUAGUAUUCCAUUGGAAUGUUGUUGGUAUACAUUUGAGAUCACUCAGUGUAUUAUUGAUACUGGAAUGUGCUUUUCACAAUAGGUUAUUUAGAAGCUGUUUUGUGGCAAUGGCCAAGCAAGUCAGUGGAACCUUCUUUUCAGAGAUGGAAAACUAGAAAACCUAUUCACGAGGCUCACAAUGAAAUUUCCUAAGACAGCCAGAUCACUGGUUCAAAGCAUCCAGAAAGAACGUAAAAAGUUAGAAAGAUAACCUGGAAUUCACUUCCAUCAGAAAAAAAGUGGUAAAGAUAACAGGUGAAGCCCCUUCCAAAUAACCUAUUGAUAAUAAACUGAUAAAUAUUUUAAUCCAUGAGUUGUAUAUAUUUAAGGUUAAUAAAUGGUCUUUUAAAACUAGACUUUUAAUGUAUUGUCUUUUUAGUCCAAAAAAGAAUCUGGGAUAGAUUUGAUCUUUCAAUACUGUUAAUGUGGUGCCCACACUAUCCAUUUACAGAGAGACCUUCAUUUUUAAAGUGGACAAAGAUGGACCUACAGCUGCACAUUUAAGGCAUCUAUGCUAUGCUUACAUGGUAUCCCUCGGCGCCAAAGUUAGUUACCCAAAAUGGUUCACCCAAAUAAUUCUGCAUUGGAACCACUUUUGAAACAAAUGAGGUUUUCAGUACAUUGUAUACAUAUACAUAUCAUCUCAGGGCUACCUGAAAGGUAUGGCAAGCAGAAA